CUAAACUAGGCACGAGGAUCAUCCCUUUUCGCCUCUAAUUAGUCUGCGUUAAGCAAAUACUCAGAAAUUUCGUACAGCAACAGCAUACAUUAACAGGAUUUUUCAUUACUCUCCGUACAAACAAAACCCUUAAGCCCGCUCCCCCCUCUCCUCCUCCCUUCGAUAACCCUAAAUUUUUCUCUUCUCUUUUCUUCCACUAUUAUUCACCCAGCUUGACAUCUUAUUGUCACAGGGAGGGGUUGCUGCGGCUACAUCCGUAUUUGGCUAUCAUUGAUGGAUUUAUAAAGUAAGUACAUUUCAUGGAUGGCCUCAAGAAGAUGCAGAAGUUAUAAAAAGGGAGAUAAAAAAAGGUUAAGUCAGCUCUAAUGCAAAACAGAUAAGAGCAGAACUAGGGAGCGGACAAAGUCCAAAAUACUGAUCAGAGCUAUUUACAGGGGUCAGAUUGAACCAACUAAACAAAUCAAGUAAACAUCUAGUCUUCAGGGAGUGGUUACAUUUGCCAUUCCUUUACACACCAUAAAUACUAGCAGUUAUGGUGUUCUUUGUUUUCAUCAAGUGUGGAAAGCAUUACAAAGAAAUUCAAGAAUUUUAAAGACUUCAAAAAUUCUUGAAAUUUGGUCCAAGGAAAGAUCUUUUGGAGUUUAUCAGGACAAGGAAAAGAAGCAAUUGAUUUUAUCCAAGUGCAAAAUGUCUGAGCAACUCCCAAAGUUGAGUAAAAAGCAAUUGAAGACUCAGGAUCAAAGACGAAUAUCUUCAAGUCCCAAGGAUCAUUCUUCUAGAAAGCAGCUCAGGAAAGGGGAAAACCCUCUCCGAAUUCUACCAGAGCAUUGUGCAGAUGUGAAAUGUUCAAAUUCAUGGAUCUGCAAAAAUUCUGCAUGCAGGGCAACUAUUUCUAUAGAUGACACUUUUUGCAAGAGGUGCUCUUGUUGCAUUUGUCACUUAUUUGAUGACAACAAGGAUCCUAGUCUUUGGUUGGAGUGCACAUCUGAAUCUGGUCCGGGGGACUCAUGUGGCCUGACUUGCCACGUUGAGUGUGCCCUCCAACGUGGGAAGGUGGGCGUUGUUGAUCUGGGACAACUGAUGCAGCUAGAUGGGAGCUAUUGUUGUGCUUCUUGUGGUAAAGUCUCAGGAAUUCUUGGGUUUUGGAAGAAACAGCUUUGUGUAGCUAAGGAUGCUCGCCGUGUUGAUGUCCUCUGCUACAGAAUAUACCUGAGUUACAGGCUCCUGGACGUGACAUCCAGAUUUAAAGAACUCCAUGAAAUUAUUAAAGAAGCCAAGGCUAAAUUGGAGACGGAAGUUGGCCCAGUGAAUGGAUCGUCAUCGAAGAUGGCGCGAGGUAUUGUUAGCAGACUUUCUGUUGCCACUGAUGUUCAGUCAUUGUGCUCGAUUGCCAUUGAGAAAGCUGAUGAAUGGCUGCUAACAAAGACUAGCAAACUUCCUAAUUCCUCAGAGGGUUCAUUUCCUGCAGCGUGCAAAUUCCUUUUUGAGGAAGUGACAUCAUCUUCAGUUGUGAUUGUAUUGAUAGAAGUAUCCACUGCAUCCUCUGAAGAUGUUAAGGGCUACAAGCUCUGGUACUGCAAGGCCAGAGAAGACACUUAUACAAAAGAACCUGUCUCUGUCUUUCCAAGAACUCAGAGAAGGAUUUUGAUAUCGAAUUUGCAGCCUUGCACAGAGUAUUCGUUUCGGAUAGUUUCUUAUACAGAGGCCAGCGAUGUGGGGCACUCUGAGGCGAAGUGUUUUACAAAGAGCGUUGAGAUAAUUCACAGGAAGUCUAAUUCAGUAGCAGGACACAAAAGAAAGGUCAAUCAGGAUACUGGAGGAACCUCUGGUUCCAAGGAAAGCUACUACACUGGAAAAGACAUUGAAUUCGAUUCUGGCUUCAAGGUCCGUGACCUUGGCAAAAUUCUAAGACUUGCAUGGGCUCAACAGCAAGGCUGUUUAAAAGGAUUCUCUGGACCUGCAUCUGCAAAAUGCUGUGAGUCUUGUACUGUUAAGCCUGAACCUGUACAGGAAGAGAGGAAGCCAUCUACUUCUCGCCAGCUCGACUUAAAUGUUUCUUCAGUACCUGAUUUAAAUGAAGAGUUAACCCCUUCAUCCAGAGAUGAAGAUAACUGCUGCACUUUAGAGCAGACUGUUGAAGCAGAUGAUGAUGCCACUUCCCAUGGCAUUGAGAGGAAUGGUCUUUCCAGAUCACAUGGUAGUGGAGAUUCCCAAAACUGGAACCAGGGGAAGAAUGGAGAUGCGUCAGUUGUUGAUUCUCAGAUGGAGGAUUGUCGGAAGAGAGGAUCUAGCAAUAAUGGUGACACACACGACUCCGACAGCACCCUAAUCAAUGGUUCACCUAUCCGAAUUCGAACAGGAGGCUUGGAUGAGAACUUUGAAUAUUGUGUCAAGAUCAUCCGCUGGCUGGAAUGUCAGGGUCUGAUUGAGAAGGAGUUCAGGUUAAAGUUGCUUACUUGGUUUAGCUUGAGAUCAACAGUGCAGGAGCGUAGGGUGGUAAAUACCUUCAUUCAAACGCUAAUAGAUGAUCCAAGUAGCUUGGCUGGUCAAUUGGUUGAUACCUUUUCAGAAAUAGCAUCCAGCAAGAGGCCGCAGAAUGGUUUUUGUUGCAAGCUUUGGCAUUAGCUUAUCAAGUGCACAAAGGAUCAAAAACUUCUACCUAGAUGAUAGUAGUCUUACAGACCAUCUUGCCGCUGUCUUAACACAAUUUUUUCUCUGUAGUCUGUAGUGAAUGAUUCAUUUGUGUAGUGGACAAGCCUGUCCAGCUACAAGAUUUGGGUUGUUAUUCAUGUAGACAGUUCUUGACUUUCUCCGUGGGAGAGAAUUAGAUUGAAGGAAAUUCACAUUUGUAGGAAACAAUGUCUCUCAUUUCUCAGCCUUGAUUGCAUGAGAAAUUCAAUUAACGACUUUUUGUACUUGAAAGAAAAGAUGAAUGGCUGAUAGGCAUCACAAGGCUUUUUAAGAAGAAAA
Molecule: messenger RNA, 2970 nt
Organism: Capsicum annuum
Lineage: Eukaryota; Viridiplantae; Streptophyta; Magnoliopsida; Solanales; Solanaceae
Product: VIN3-like protein 1
Exons: 6
Coding region: 688-2625 (645 amino acids)
Biological process (GO): epigenetic regulation of gene expression; vernalization response
Molecular function (GO): protein binding
Source: RefSeq, a predicted model, not a curated record